Magnolia sinica is the source of this 1088-nucleotide messenger RNA. RefSeq lists its product as uncharacterized. NCBI's taxonomy places the organism in Eukaryota, Viridiplantae, Streptophyta, Magnoliopsida, Magnoliales, Magnoliaceae. The coding region runs from base 65 to 736 and encodes 223 amino acids. The transcript has 3 exons. The record is from RefSeq and is a predicted model, not a curated record.
AAAAACAAGAAACUUUCUAUCAAAGCCAAACAGUCCGAGAGAGAGGAUCGUUUCUAUUUGCGAAAUGGCACGACUCUUGUUGGCCAGGACGCUCGCCGCAGCACCAGCUUCCCACCGCCCUCAACCUGCUACUACAACUCCAGCUUCUCUUCAUCUCCUCGCCAAACCGUUUUCCUCUUCUUCUUCACGGACAGACCCUCCCCCUGUGAAUCCCAAGCCCGACAAGAAGCAAUCCCAUCGACUCUCUGCCGUGAUUGACGCUCUCAAUGAUCGGAAGCUCCCCCCCGAGCUCCGUGGCCGUCGAUCCGACGCUAUCAGGUCAGAGACUGAUAUCGUUAAUGUUGUGGAGCAAAGAAUAUGGCAUUCGAUGGAAGAAGGCCAGUUUGAGAACUUACCUGGAAAAGGAAAACCUCUAGAUUUUAGUAGUAACCCGCAUGCAGAUCCUGCAGAAGACACAUUGUACAGAAUUCUCUCAAAGAAUGGAUGUGCACCUGAGUGGGUCGAACUUAACAAAGAGAUACGAUACAAAAUCACCCAAUGGAGAUCGGCUCUAAGAAAAGCUUGGGCUAACAGAACAAAUGGAAAUGAUCCCAAAUGGGCAGAAGACUCGGAAGCUUUGAAGGCGCAACUGCAUGACAUUAAUGAUAAAGUUUUUCGUUAUAAUCUCAUCGUACCAUUUGGCCGCCAGAUGUUUGGCCUUAAGUGGGAGAAAGAAAUACAUCAAAUGCAAGAGUGAUCUUUUCAAUUCUGAAGUCGGUUGAUGGCGGGAGUAUGUCGAGGUUAGCAUGUGGAGGAAAUGGAUAUAGUGGAGAGGCCCUUGUAAUUGCAUAGUUCGACUUAACUAUCUAUAUUUCAUAUGACAUCUCACUUGUAUUAUUUUAUUACUGCCUAUGUUCAUGCAUUGAUAUGUAAUACAUGCAUGUGUGGAUGCCAUUGCAUACUUAAUUUUAUUUUUUUUGUGGCAACAUGUAACUUAAUUUUAUGGGGAGUCAUUAUUGAUGCAUAAGCUUGUAUCCUACAAAAGAGAGGAUGAUACUACCAUUUCACAAAAGAAAAUAAAUCUACAUUCAGACCAAUUUAUUUAUCAA